This is a messenger RNA of Drosophila mojavensis, 5124 nucleotides long. RefSeq names its product neuronal acetylcholine receptor subunit alpha-7 (gene nAChRalpha5). The record is from RefSeq and is a predicted model, not a curated record. The transcript has 11 exons. Gene Ontology annotation, cellular component: synapse; postsynaptic membrane; neuron projection. Lineage: Eukaryota; Metazoa; Arthropoda; Insecta; Diptera; Drosophilidae. Bases 2062 to 4332 code for a protein of 756 amino acids. Gene Ontology annotation, biological process: chemical synaptic transmission; nervous system process; signal transduction. Gene Ontology annotation, molecular function: transmembrane signaling receptor activity; acetylcholine-gated monoatomic cation-selective channel activity.
UCUUCAAAAUAACUGCAAACAAUGGAUGUCAGAACUAAUUAGACAACAAAAUUUCAAUAAAAUUAUAUAAAAAAAUAAAAAAUAAAUUGAAAUAAAAUACUCUUUUAAUAUACUAAGCAAUAUUUUAAUGAUUGAGUGAGGGGCACAGAAAAAAAUAAAAAUAAAUAUAUAUACCAAAAAUUUUAUGUGUUUGUGCAAGAAAAUUUCAAGAGAAAAGUGUGUGAAAAAUAAAAAUAAAUAAACUAACACAAAACUCAAACUCUUAAUGAAGCAAUUAAAAAAAGUCUUAAUAACUCAACAAAUUUAUAGGCAAAAAUAAAAUUGAAAACGAAUUGAAAGCACAAACUUAAACAUGUUGAAAGCAACAAAAAGAAAAUGAAAAUUUUGAAAUAUAUUGUAAGUAUUGAAAGAAAGCUGCAAAAGAAAUAUAUACAUUACCAUAUACAUAUACAAGAAGGUACCAGAAAAUACAAGAGGCAGAUGAGGACGAUGGCCACUUUUUCGCUGAAUGGUUUUUAAUAUUAAUUGUAAUAACCAAAAUCAAUUUGAAUACAAAUUUUCUAUUAUAUAGAAAAGUAAUACAAUUAUAUAUAGAUAUAUAAAAAUUAUAAUAAACUUAAACAAACGCGAAUCUCAAGCAAAAAACUCAAUAAGCAACUGAAACACGCACAAGAUUGGACGGGAACGUUUUUAUAUAUAUGGUAUAUACAUAUAUUGGUAUAUUUAUGUGUAUAUAUGUAUAUAUAUCCAUAAAAUUGCCGACAGUUUGACAUAUUGAAAUUAGUUUAUAUGACAAACAAUAUCCAAUACAAACUUAUUCAUAAUUCAAAUAUAUAAAAUAAUACAAAAAAAAAAAAAAAAAAGAAAAUUAAAGUUCAGCAAGUUUUCAAUCAUUGACAUUCGUGACGUAACAUAUGCAUAUUCGAUAAUCGCAACUAACUAAAAAUAAUUCAAAAAUUUAUAAUAAUAAUAGCUAUAAUAAUCGCAAUUGAACAAUUAAAAUUACAAUUAAAACUCAUUAACUCACCCAUGAAUACAUCAAUAUUAAUGUUCAUCAUAAUUACAUCUAAUUAAAGAUAUAUGAUACGAUUAUAUGUAUAUGACACUGCGCAAAAUUUGAUAAAAUAUUUAAUAUAAUAAUAAUAAUUAUAUAAACAAACAACAAAUGGAAUAUUUAUAGUAUUCAGCUAGUUCAACUAAAUCUUUAUAACAUAUACACGACAACAACCAACUAAUUGGAAAGCGACAACUUUUGACUUAAUUAAUACGGAAAGUUAAGGCCCGUCUUGCCACAGCAAUAAAGAGAAACAGCAACAAUAGCAAAGAGCUACAAAGCACUGCCAUCUAAAAACUGCAAUUGCAACAAAUACAAAUGCAAAUACAACAAGAAACCCGACAACAACAGGAACAGCAACUAACAAUUCAAUUGCGCAAUAUAUAAAGACAUAUAUAGAUAUAUAUUUAAAAAAUAUACUAUAAAUAGUAGAGAAAAAAGAAAAUUUUACAAACUCAACAGCUGCGUACACUUGAGAAUAUGAUAUAAAAUAAUAAUUUACAAGACGCUUCAACACGAAAAAAAUGCACUAAACAAAAAACAGCAAAUAAAAAGGAAGAAAAGAAAAGCAAAGAAAAGCCGAAGCUGAAGUGGAAAAACUUUAACUGUAAGAGAAUAACCAAACACACACAGAGACUCUUUGGGUUGUAAAGACAAACAAAGAAAGCAAAGUUGGAAGAAAGAAGAAGAAGACAAAGAAGAAAAACAACAACACAGCAACAAUAUAAUAAUAUUGCAAACAAUAAAGCAUAUACUCGCCAUAUAUUGAAAGAGAAGUAAAGAAAGAAGAAAAAAAAAAACAAGUUGGGAGAUUUUUUGUAAAAUUAAGAGUUAUUAAGCAACAACAGAAAAAAGAAAACAGAGCUAGAGACAAUGUAAGCCAGCAAGAAGGAAAAGAAACUGACAGAGCCAAAGGAGUAGGGGAAUAAAGCAGGAGAGAGACGGAGUGAGAAAGAGGAUUAAAGUAAAAUAUACGCGCCUCGUCAACAGCAAACACCGAAGAGACUAUGAAAAAUGCGCAACUGAAGCUGAGUGAAGUUGAUGAUGAAGAGCUGUGGCUGCAGCUGCAGCAGCAGCAGGAACAGCAACAGCAACAGCAACUAGCUUUUAGAUUAGCACACAGCAACAACAGCAACAGCAACAACCAACUUACUCAACAGCAACUAAAGAGCUUAAGUACAAAACACCAUAGUAACAGCAACGGCAACAACAACAACAACGGCAACGCCAGCAGCACCACCACCACAGCAUUAGCAACAACAAACAAACAGCAUGUAGUUAUAUAUAAUGCAAGGGCUUUGCAGGAGCAACAGCAACAGCAACAGCAACAGCUAGACAGCAACAUGUUGUCGGCGGCCAAUGGCGGCAGCAAUCAAGCAACAUACCCAAACAUAAGACUGUGCGCACGCAAGCGGCAAAGAUUACGUCGGCGGCGAAAAAGAAAACAACUAACAAUACCAGCAACAGCAGCAACAACACUCAGCAAUAGCAACAGCAACGGCAACAGCAAUCAAAGCAGCAACAGUGAGAGCAACAUCAUCAAUUCAUUUCAUGGCCUGUGGCCAAUUAGCGUUGGCAUAGCAUUGCAACUGUUGCUGCCGGCGUUGAGAUUGUGGCAAAUGCAGCUGCAACUGCAACAGCGUGCAGCAAUAUUGCUACGAAUGCUUGCUGGCACAGCCACCGCCAUUAUUUCCUAUCUACUGCAGCUGCUAAGCAAUUGCAAACGUAGCAGCAGCAGCACAAGCGCCAACAGCAGUAGCAGCAACAGCAGCAGCAACAACAGCAGUAGCAACAGUUGCAGCGGCACACAUCUAAUCAACGGACUAAAUAAACACUCAUGGAUAUUUUUAUUGAUAUAUUUGAAUUUAUCUGCUAAAGUUUGCUUAGCAGGAUAUCAUGAAAAGAGACUGUUACAUGAUCUAUUGGAUCCUUAUAAUACACUAGAACGUCCGGUUCUCAACGAGUCGGACCCGUUACAAUUAAGCUUUGGUUUAACUUUAAUGCAAAUUAUCGAUGUGGACGAGAAAAAUCAAUUGCUGGUCACGAAUGUUUGGCUAAAACUGGAGUGGAACGAUAUGAACUUGCGCUGGAAUACGUCCGACUAUGGCGGCGUUAAGGAUCUGCGAAUACCGCCGCAUCGCAUCUGGAAGCCAGACGUCCUGAUGUACAACAGCGCCGACGAGGGUUUCGACGGCACCUACCAGACGAACGUCGUGGUGCGCAACAACGGCUCCUGUCUCUAUGUGCCGCCCGGCAUAUUCAAGUCGACGUGUAAAAUAGAUAUCACAUGGUUUCCAUUUGAUGAUCAGCGCUGCGAAAUGAAAUUCGGCAGCUGGACCUAUGAUGGAUUUCAGCUGGAUUUGCAAUUACAAGAUGAAACUGGCGGUGAUAUCAGCAGUUACGUGCUCAACGGCGAGUGGGAACUACUGGGUGUGCCUGGUAAACGUAAUGAGAUCUACUACAAUUGCUGCCCGGAACCGUAUAUAGACAUCACAUUUGCCAUUAUCAUACGACGACGUACAUUGUACUAUUUUUUUAAUCUGAUUAUACCCUGUGUGCUGAUUGCAUCCAUGGCUCUACUCGGAUUUACACUGCCUCCGGAUUCGGGUGAAAAGCUGUCGCUGGGCGUUACGAUCUUGCUUUCGUUGACCGUGUUCCUUAAUAUGGUUGCCGAGACAAUGCCCGCCACCUCAGAUGCCGUGCCACUGUUAGGUACAUAUUUCAAUUGCAUAAUGUUUAUGGUAGCUUCAUCCGUUGUGUCAACGAUUUUAAUAUUAAAUUAUCAUCAUCGAAAUGCUGAUACGCACGAAAUGUCCGAAUGGAUACGCAUCGUAUUUUUAUGCUGGCUGCCAUGGAUAUUGCGCAUGAGUCGACCGGGACGUCCGCUGAUAUUGGAAUUUCCGACAACGCCCUGCUCGGAUACAUCGUCCGAGCGCAAACAUCAGAUACUAUCCGAUGUUGAGCUAAAAGAGCGCUCCUCCAAGUCGCUGCUGGCCAAUGUGCUCGACAUUGAUGAUGAUUUUCGACACAAUUGUCGCCCCAUGACGCCCGGCGGAACACUGCCACACAAUCCGGCUUUCUAUCGCACGGUUUAUGGGCAAGGCGACGAUGGCAGCAUUGGGCCUAUUGGCAGCACACGAAUGCCCGAUGCGGUGACACAUCAUACGUACAUCAAAUCAUCAACAGAAUAUGAAUUAGGUUUAAUCUUAAAGGAAAUUCGCUUUAUUACUGAUCAGGUAAGUGCUUUCGUUGUCAACAUACAUAAACAAACUACUUAGACUAUUGUUUAAGGCUUGAAUAAAUUAUUACUUUACUUUCGUUUGAGAAGAACACAUGUUUGAUAUAAAUAUAUGCUUUUUAUAUACCCUCGCAGAGCAUGUUAUAUAGUAGAUGGAAAUAUAAAGUGGGUUGAAUAGUCUAGGGAGUUUAUUGAGUAUAUGUAGUUGUCUAUUUGGUGCUGAGGAUGUUUAUACAAUACGUUAAACUUGUAUUGUCUGACUCGUUGCCACUUCGACUCUAUGAACUUGCUCUUCAGCUCACUCUGACACAUUGAAAAUGAGGACAGGGAGAAGGGCUACAGGCAGAGCGACAUUUGCGCUCUCACAAAUUCAACUCCAAAAACUGUUCUUAUUAAUUCAAGUUUAAGUGACUUUCUCAUUGUUUAUAGUUUCUUAUUGCCAUAAAACUUGGUUGGACUCUUGGUUGGAGCAAGUCUGUUCAUUUGUAUAUAUAGUCUCGACUAGUCUAGUCUUACGAGAUUUACACACUAUUCCAAGCAAAAAAUAUGGUUUCAUUUCACAUUGAGUGGAGUUUAAGUGAGCUUCAUAUAUAUAUAUAUUUAAAAAGGAUUUUUCGACCUACUCAACACAGAUUUGUAAAUGUUUUGCAAUAUUUAAAUAGAUUUUAAGUUUUUUAUGGGUCAUUUAAAAUCUCUGCAGAGGCUUAAGGCUUAAAUAGGCAUACUUAUUUAAUAUUUAUUUAAUAUCUAGGUAACAGCAAAAACUAGAAAACUUUUUGAACAAAUUAAUCAAAUUGCAUGCAUAUACUAAAUAUAUACAUACAAGAUUUUU